UUAGAUUAGAUUACUCGAAUCAGAACUCGUAUGUCCUUUCCCGGAUUCCGUAGGCAUUCCUUCACUGUCAGUGUGCGGAGACGGCAUCGGUAAAGCCCCAAAUCCUGCUUCAGCUGUAAAUUAUGGAAGAGAUUAAUAACAUUGAAGUCGUUCCGUGCACAGAGUCCAACUACCUGAAACCGUUCCGGCUGCUCUAUAAUCAGAAUGGCACAAAGAAAUCCUGGGACUUCAUGCGAACUCAUGACAGCGUAUCUGUGCUGAUCUUCAACACCACCUCACACUGUUUUGUCCUCGUCAAGCAGUUCCGUCCAGCUGUAUACAUGUGUGAGUGGGAAAAGGCCAAGACAAAGACCUCUCAGGGGGCCGAAAAGACCGAAGAGGGAGAAGCUUCCGAAUCUCAAGAGGGCCAGUCGGCCGCCACUGAAGAUACCUCUUCCCAGUGGCCCCCAGCCUCAGCAGGGGUCACCUACGAGCUCUGUGCCGGCCUGGUGGACAAACCGGACCUCCCACUGGAGGAGAUCGCCCGGCAGGAGGUGCUGGAGGAAUGUGGUUAUGACAUACCAGCUUCCAAGCUGAAAAGGAUUACUUCAUACAGAUCAGGUGUGGGUGUAACGGGUGCUAAGCAGACCAUGUUUUACGCCGAGGUGUCUGACGACAACUGUGUGAGCGCCGGUGGAGGCGAGCCACGCGAAGGGGAGCUUAUCGAGGUGGUCAAGGUCCCGUUGCACGAGGCCAUGACGUUUGCCUACGACGAACGUAUACCCAAAACUAUGGGCGUCAUUUUUAGUUUCAUCUGGUUCCAUAAUAACAUGUCUCCCAAGUACAAGAUAUCUACCAAUGUGUAACCGGCAUUAGUUAACCACUCUAUCAUUUACUGCAUAUUAAAGUCAAACACUGGUCCAGCGCACCCUCUGCUAUCCUCACAGCUCAUCAUCCUGUGUUGCCUUUUUUGCUUAUUGGAACACAAAGAAGGGUGGGCUCCUUGUCUUGUCCUUGUCACUUUUUUAUUUUUUUAAUGUUUUGAUAAUUCUCCUACAAAAAACAUUUUGCCAUAGCUGGUUUGCACUGGCGCAUUUUCUCUUCUUAAAUCCAUUUCGGUAAAUGCUAAUUAUUUAUUUUUAAUGUGCAAUCUCUUUAAAAUGGCUUCAUAUCACUGAUCAUAUUUGCCUGCACAAUUUUAGGAAGGCCCUGGCGCUUUUAAUGGAGUUCUUGAAUGGUUUACAUCACAGUGGCCAUCUUUUAGGUUCUACGUAGGUUAGGCAUGGGCCGGUCUGAGAUUCACAUGGUAUGAUAGCAUUGAGUAAAAAGACCAGUAUUAAGGUAUUUAUAUUAAUAUUGAAAACAAAAAACAUCUGUUUGGUUUUAUUUGAAACAGAAAAGCAGCAAGCAUUCUUAAAGUUGCUCAAAUCACAUUGAUUAUUACAGUUAUAUUGUUAUCUAGACUUUUUCUUAUGAUUUUGAUGCAUAGAAUAAACAACCACACCAUUACUGUCCAUGUUUGUUCAUGAACAGUCAAAUUUAUCAUUGUUUGUAGGCCAGGGUAAGUGAAGGAACCUUCCAUCAGCCAGCUGACUUUCAGUGCCCAGCAGCAUGUGUGGAAGGGAAAUGUUGCAUUAGUUUAUGCUUCAUAUGGAUGGAGAACACUCUGGUCACUCCAGUGUUUCCUGUGGCAUCUCAUUAAAUGGACUUUAACUGUGCUAUACCUUGAUAACAGUAACCAGCCCAUGCCUACUGUAGAUGGUAGCUAAAAUUUCUGGUUUAAAAGUAACAUCAAACUUCUCUCUUGAAAACUCAAAUAUACUGCACCUAACUUUGCAUUUAAUUUAACCGAAAUCUGAUAUAAGCAAUAGUAGCUUAAUCUGGCAAACAGCUAUGAUAAUGCAAGCACUCACCAUUCAGAAACACUGAAGCCCUAUUAUAUUUAUAACUAACCUAAAAGCAGCAUUUAACCAGGAUGUUAACACUAUAUACUCCAUCUUAGUCUCAUUGCAAAAUUGUCUUGCUGCAUGGCAACAUGCAACAGAUAGUUAUGUUUUGCAAUAGACUUUCACCGCGAGUCUGAAUUUUAAAACCAAGAACCACCCAGUUAUGUAAAAACAAUGUUCGUCAAAUUAGGUGUUCAUCAAGCCAUAUGUAGUUUCUCUAAACCCCAUCCUUUAAGCAAUAGCUGUUCUACCAUCCAAUGCUGAACAAUCACUUAUUGCGCCUGAAAUUAGUGCCAAUCGAGGUAUAGUGAACCCUCGAUUGCCACACAGGGAUACUACACAUCUAACUUUACUCUGAAGGUACUGAAGCACAAUCACGUUAGAAACACUGUGCAGCAAACGUAGGUCUCCUGGUAAAAAGGGGCAUUAUUAUAAAUAAAUCUAGCUCCAAGUUGAGUACUAACUUUUUAAAAAUGGAAGAUUGGAAACUUUUCUUUUUACAAAACCUCUUGCAGUAAUUAUUUGUCAUACCUUCUUCUGUGAUAGAAAUCAUUCUGCAGAUUAUUAAAGGCAGCUUUGUUUUAAAAGUUCUGGUUAAUCUAACCUUGUAGAUAAUUAGUAAGAAGAAUGAGGCCUUUUUUUACACUUUGGAUUUACAUCUUAGGAAUUUUAGGAAAACCAUAAUCAGCAUUUCCAAAAACAAAAUUCUUUCUAUUCACAAGUUAACUUGUAGGAAAAACCUCAAACUCUCAUUAACACACAGCUAAUCUCUGAACAUCAGCAAAUUGCCAAAUCUCAGGUCCAAGUAUUUAAACUUUAUAUUUCAACAAAUCUUUGAAUGUGACAAAGACCAGCAUGUCAUUAUAAUCCUAAAACAUCCCAUUUCAAAAUCGCUUCCAGCUUGUGAGGCUGUAGACAUACAAGUGUCCUCUGUUCACACAUAUAUUUACAUUGAAGAAGGGCUGGUAUUUCAUUAAUUAUUUCAUCUGUAAAAACAAAGUAACUCCCACAUAGAAGUGUUAAAAUAAUAUGCAAGAUCUGAAACAAAGGCCAUAGUGUUUGUGCAAGACAGUGAUGUUCGUGUAAAGCAGAUAACACGUCUCACAAUGAGAAGAAAGCAAAAUGCAACUGAUAUGUUAAGUGCUCGCCUGCGUAUAGUGCUGGUAUUCUGUUACCAUAGGAAUACCUUGGGAUAUAUAAGGCUGUUAUUUGAAAGAGUGUGAAGUGCAAUGUUAAAAAAAAAAAACUACUUUGAAAUAAUUAUAUGGUCAUUGUGUUUUUAGGAACAAGUUAAUAAAAUCAAAUUUGAACAUUGGCUAGUUGUUGAAACUUAAUUUUAGUUCACUUCAACAAUUAUGUAAAGAAAUUGUUUAUGUUUUUUUUUUUUUUUAAUAGGUGUUUUAGGAGUUUAAGAGGGUUUUACAUUGAGUUUCCUGCUUCUUUAGCAACAGCUGAUGCAGCACAGUAAAUCAGCAAAGCCCACUCAUUAGAACAGAUCAUAUAAAGAGAGUUUACAAAAACAGAACACUAUCUGCAUAAAGAGAAACUUUAAUGCAUCUCUGGUGUUUUAAGGCCCCCUUUACACCUGGUCGAGACCACCCUACAUUCUUGAGGACCUCUAAUACAGUUUGAACAUUAAUGGAUUACACAAAAUGUAGAAAACCUAAUUUCAGUGUGAGGGCACAAACAACGCUCCUCCACUUUAUUGGUAAGCCUUUUGCUGCUGCUUUCCUGGCCAUCCAAUCACUUUGCUACCAACAUUAGGAUCAUAUCUGCCCUAAGAUGUAAUUUAACAGUCUGCAUAAUGUCUGUAAGGGAGGUUUCUGCACCUCCACCAUCAGUUUCAGCUCCACAGAGGAGGACAAAACACCAUCAGUAUUUUCAUCAGCAGCAUUAGAGGAUGCAGGUAAAUUGAUAUUCUGUCAAGAGCAAAGCAUACAAUAAAUCAGGAUUUUGUGCAAUAACUUUAAUCGUGCGCAGCACUCUGUGCACAUAUCUCAAAGAGUGCAGGCACAAGGAAUCAUGCAUUUAAAAUCGGUGUUUUUUACUGAUCAUUCUGAGCUGAUCACACAAUGACUCUGAAGUCUGACCAUGGUUUUUAGGAGCCUCAAUCCAGCUAUAGUAUGGGAGUGUUACACUAAUUUAAGCUACUUGGAGUUCUGCCAGCCCAGUAUGGGUGUGAUUGAAUUCAUGUUCCUUUAAGUUCUCUGAUAACCAAGCCGUGCAGGUGUACAUGGGCCACACAUCAUGGAUGAGUUAAAACAGGCUCCUCCACACAGAAUCCGUGAACUAGACAUGCUGCCACCAUAAUAAUGAACUAUCAUGAUCUUACCACAGAAUUUUUUUGCAUGCUUCAAAAAGUCUGGGAACUCUUAACACUUUUUCACAAGUAACAGGGAUCCCACUAUGUUUUCGAUGCACCCCAAAAGACCUCUGCAGGAACCAUCCACGUUUAUGUCCUAGUACAGUUUUAGUUGUGAAGGGGGCCUAAGUAGCAUUUAGUUGGGCAGACCACUCAAGUUUUAAGGCAACAGAUUAGCUUUUCUGGUUUGAAGAAAUGCCUAGAAGGACCAGUGCACUGCCAUUUUCAUUUGUGGAAUAGGGGAAAGCUGACAAUCAAAUUUCAAGAUUCCUUUUUUUUUUUUUUUUACAUCAAUCAUGUUAUAAAAUUCAGUUUUUUACUCCGAUCCUGCAGUUUAGUUGGCUCAGCCUUAUUAGCAGGCAUCACGGUGCUUUUCCACCUUGAGGUCUUACUACUUGCACAAAGAAAUAUUACUUUUAAAUUAACCAUAAUAUAUUUGUUUGCUUUUCCAUUUAAGGAUUUUUUUUUUUUUGCCCUCAGCUCUAUUCAAAUAUAUGAAUAUAUUAUUAAAGCUGUACAUUGUGAGUCUUUUUUGCUUAGAUUUCUUGGCUAAUAACUUGUUGAUAUUCCCCAAAGAAUUAUAAAAAAUAAAUCAUCUUUUAACUUUACAAGGAAAUCAUUCAAAAUGAUUUCCUUGUAAAGGAAUUUUGAAAUUAAAACGCUAAGCCCGAUCACCCAAAACAUAACUCAACCUUUCAAAUACAUAUCAUAGAAACUCUGGAUUGAACCAACUUUCACAAUCAGAAACCACAACAUGUUUUAAUGCGUUAAUGUGAAAGAUGUCACAAUCAUAAGGCAGCUGUGGAUUUUUAAGUGCAAGUUAUUACUUCACUUUAUAAUAUAACCAGCAACUGUAUUUAUUUUACCUGUAGAAAAAUGAUCAAAUUGCUCAAGAAAAAAAUAAGCUUCUCAUUUUAAAAAGUUAACAAAGGCUAGAGCCAUAAACCAUUAGGAGAAAAAAUAUUUUCAUUGUAAUCACUGUAAAGUUUGCUUCUGGUUCUAUGUGUAAAUGUAACAAGAUAAAGCCAUUUAAACUUGAAGGCCAGUCUGUAACUGCAUGUGCCUAUCAAAUAUGGACAGCAUUGACAUACAGUAGUGUAUGUAAGCCUACUUGUUACUUUUUAUCUAUAUUUCCACUGCUGUUUUUGGGUUCCAUAUUUAGAUUGAAAACUAAGCCAGAAACCAAGUCAGUAGCAAUCAAGAGACAUUUAUAAUCCCUCAAGAAGGAUGGUUCAAAACCACUUUAAACAAUUGAAAAAAAUGUGGAGUUGCUUGCAUUCUCUCUACUUUUUUUCAUCCUAGGACAGACAAAUAGACGAGGCUGUGCUUCUUUAGCAAACUAUUAUAUGUUCAUAAAUAAAUAUACAGCACAUGCCUUUCUCCAAGAUGAAUCGAUUUGUGAUGAUGUAAAGCUCCAUUUGGAUUUACUGACAGCUUAAAAAAAGCCAUCAAAGGAAAAAGCAUCUCCAAAGUGCGUAGAUUAUGUAACUGAGAGUCAAUUGUUGGCGAGAAUUUGACUGCAAAAAGGCAAACGAGCAGCGUGGGCACUUCAGGUUCAGCUGGUUUAGCCUGCUUCACUAACAAGUCAGUUAUGCAUCGAAAGAUAAUGGGAAGUUAUGUUUGGCUAUAUUUCAAGAUAAUAGUUUUGCAGAGCCCGUGGAAACAAAACAAGCUUUGUUUCUUAAAAAGCAGGCUAGUCAAAUGUGUGGAAUUGUGGUAAAGAAGACCUUAAACAUGAUAAAUACCAAAACAAAAAAAACCAAAUUCACAUUUUUUUUCUUUCAGUUUAAUGAAAGCAACACAUUUGCAGAUUUUCAAGGAAACUUUUGAACAGACUAGUUUGUAAAAUAUUCACAAAAUUGGUCUAAUUGACAACUUGUCUGUGUUGUUUUUUAGUUUCUUUGCUGGGAAUGUUUUCUAGAUGUAAACUAUUCACCUAAACUUUGAAGAUGGUCGGAAAUUUCCAACCUUUGUUUUUUGCACAGCAUAAAUAACAUCAAUAUUUUAGGCUGAGAAGUGAAUUGUUCCUUUUUUAAGGCAGCCAACAGUUGGCUGUACAUUCAGAUCCACUUUUAGAGCAUCAGACUAUGGAUCUGUCUGUUACGCAUUUUGCAAGAAAACAAAUAUAUUUCCUAAAACAGCUUCCUUAAGUCUAACUGCUGUACAAGCCUAAAUUUCCAACUUUAUGACAGCAUUAAAUGCACUUUGGACAGUUUAGAGAGAGGUUACAGUCUGAGCCACAGGUAAGCCAUAUUUAUGCUACUUAAACAUACAGUAAUCUAAUAUUUAAUAUAAAUAAAUCAUGUAUGAGCUGGAUUUUAGCAACUUUCCCUGUGUUUCUACCUCCAUCAAUCAGAACAACAACCCACAACAAAGGUUUUCUUUUUUUGCUGUCUUUUAAGGCAUUUUAUGUGUCUUAAUACUCCACCACAUGUACAACAAGUCAACACUCAAUGGUUCUCAGUGGUCACAGAAUAAAAUCAUCAUUACAAGAAUUUUAUAAAUGUACAUGCUCUGUUUGCUUCUUCAAACGUGUUUUUGUUUUCUUUUUUUAAGGAUUUGUGCAUUUCUUUCACAACUUCAUACUGUGUUUUUCUGACGAUGUUUCAGCAGGGUUGGGCAUCGUUUGAAUUUGAACCAUUACAAUUCCGAUUCCUCUUUCGAUGCCCGAUUCCUAGCAAUUCCUAUUCUUUGCGAUGGUGAACGAAGUGGCACAUGGCGGACUUUGGUCAACUGUCUGACUAAUGUUAGCUGGGUUUUUUCAUUUUAGUUGACCCACUGUUUUAGGUUGAGUAUAACUUGGUAGCUGCCUCAUUGUUGGUAUGAGAUGGAUUUUUUGUUUUACUUACCUGAUUCUGACUGCAGUGUGGCACUAAGCUGAGUGUCAGAGCUGAAGGAAGAGGCAGCGGAGGAAGGCAGUGCAACGCCUCAAAGACGGGGCAUUCUGUUAUUUCUACACCAUAAAUCCAGAGGUGUUUAAUCAUGUUGGUCAUGCACCCUCCUUUGCAUGAUAUAAUCUUAUUGCAAGUGUUGCACUGAGCCGACUGGUCAUUUGUUUUAUGAAAGUUAAGCCACAUUUUCGAUUUGGAUUUUUCUUUGUUUUUGUUCAGUGGCUACUUCUUCCGGUUGGGUAUCAAAACUAGGAAUCAAAAUUUAAAAAUUUAAAUGAUUUCUGGAGAUUUGGAAUGUUAAUCCCGGUUCAAAUCGAAACCUGAUGCCCAAACCUAUGUUUUAAGGUGGGAACAUUUUUAAAGGUGCUAUGUGUAGUAUCCUCUAAGAGAAGAAGAUGUAUUGCUCUUAAAUAAUGCCACUGUUCAGGCCUGAACAGUGCCUAAUUACCUCUGCUCAUUUGACAUACAAUGGUUGUUGUUUUGCUAAGCAAACCUGAAAAAAUGCACUUUGAUUGUUGGACAAAGUGUGCAAGUCGGUCAUUUUUGCCACUUUUCUUGCAGUCUGGAAGUCAAUUUUUCGGAAAACGACUAUAAAGUGGCUCAUAGUGACUUUAUGUUGUAGCACUGGUUAAUCUAUUUGGUAAAGUAAUAUUCAGCGAAUAUCCUACACACAAUACCUUUAAGUGAAAGACAUGUUUGGAAUUUUUCUUAUUGUAAACAUGAGUCAAAUGGGAUUUUUGUUUUUCUCUUUUUUCUGGUGUCUUACUAAAAUUGUGUUUUUAAAAAAAACGUUUUCAUAAAAAAAGGUAUAAAUACAAACAUUGCAGAUUUAUUAAUUUCUGUAUUUAAUGGUUUGUUAAAAGUGUAUACACAUUGUGGGCGGUGUUUCUAGUAACGCUUAUGUUUUGUUAAUUUAUUACCUAAAUGUUGAAAUAUUUACAUUUCAAGUAAAAAAAACUUGGUACAAACAUACAGUGAUGAUUUAAACAUUGCAUGUGCACUAACUGUGUUGGAUUAAACUGCAUUACGUUCAAAAUAAAAUGUGUUUGAUGCCCAAAA
This is a messenger RNA of Girardinichthys multiradiatus, 8237 nucleotides long. RefSeq names its product nudix (nucleoside diphosphate linked moiety X)-type motif 14 (gene nudt14). Gene Ontology annotation, molecular function: metal ion binding; UDP-sugar diphosphatase activity. The coding region runs from base 123 to 845 and encodes 240 amino acids. The transcript is spliced from 5 exons. The record is from RefSeq and is a predicted model, not a curated record. Lineage: Eukaryota; Metazoa; Chordata; Actinopteri; Cyprinodontiformes; Goodeidae. Gene Ontology annotation, biological process: ribose phosphate metabolic process; nucleoside phosphate metabolic process.